UUUUAUUUCAUACUUUAUCUUUAAAAAAAAGCCUGGCAUCUGUUCCACUGACGAGCUCGUCUGAUCCAGCACGUGCGUCGCAGCACGCGGCCACGCCCCCUCCGCAGCAAGUCCUGUCACGUGAGUGGGUGAGGGCGGGGGGCACGUGUUUUGCCACGAGUGUCCUCACGACUCGCCUGCAACACAGGCACGUUCCUUUUCAACCCUUUUUUGUGUGCUUGGAAAACCCGUGAAGGUGAACAUAGCCGCCGGUUGGUUUGUGGCAACAUUGUAAACAUAACCCAAAUGUCUUUUCCGAGUGCCGAGACGUCCGCAUUUGAUAUGAUUUACGUAGUCUUUUUUUCCCAAAUACUUUUUAGACUGGAAUCUUUUUUAAAAUGAAGGUAGUUAAAAGAAUUAAAAGAAUAAAAUACAAACUAAUAAAUUAAAAAGACCACUGGCGUACUCCAUGAGGACAGUCCUAUAUACAUGACAGACUAAUCAGCCAAUCAGCUUCUACUAUGCCUCGAAUGGGCGUGGCUUUUUCCUCAUGAAUAUCCAACACGCGCUCUGUAUGGGCACGGACAACACAAAGGGGAGCAGUGUAGUUCCGCAUCUCCGUGUUCUAUCUUCGACAGACGGACUUAAACAUCGCAGAAGUUGGAAGGUGACCCAUAGUACCGUUAUAUAUAUUAUUUUAAUCCUACGGCGAACAAUGCCCGGUAAAGCAGCGGUGGCUGUCUCGCUUCAGCCCGACACAACCGUCGACCCAGCGGCUAAGAAUAAGUCUUUCCCGUUUGUCAUAAAGAAGAUUAUGGACAUCCCCCCUCCCAACAUUCUGGAGGAAGGCGACGACGAGCUCGAGAAGGAGAAGCUGGGCUCAGCUGACGAUGUGGAGGGGGGCGGGGUUGCUGCAGCCAGUGCUGGUGGGGCUCCAAGGGGGGGCGGUGGGGGCAGCGCCGGACUGGUGUCAGCCUCAUUGACCCCAGCCAUUUGGGAGAAGACUAUUCCCUACGAUGGGGAGACCUUCCAUCUGGAGUACAUGGACCUGGAUGAGUUCCUGUUGGAGAAUGGAAUUCCCGCAAGCCUGGAGGAUGAGGACCUGCAGAAGACGCUGACACCGGACGGAGGGAAAGGCAAGAGCACCCUCAAGGUUAGGGCCAUAGCCAGCGCCACGACGACGUCGGCAUCCACGUCUCCUCUGCAUGAUCCCGACACCUCUACGGUCACCUCAGAUCCAGAGGAAGCGGUGACUGUCACCACGCUACUGCCCGCCAAAUUGGAGGAUGACGACGACGACAAUGAUGACGAAGAGGAUCAAGAAGAGGAAUCUUUGCCACAUGAGGCAAAAGCAGCAGAAGCUGUGGAAGUGAAUAAACACAAUCAUGGUACUGGAGAGCGUAACACGCCGUCUCCCGUCAACCCGGACGACAUCGAGGUGGAUGUUAACUUUCAGCCAGAUCCGACCGACCUGGUCCUGUCCAGUGUGCCGGGGGGAGAACUGUUCAACCCGCGCAAACACAAGUUCUCUGAUGAGGAGCUCAAGCCGCAGCCCAUGAUCAAGAAGGCCAAGAAAGUGUUUGUCCCCAAUGAACAGAAGGAUGACAAAUAUUGGUCCAGGAGGAAGAAGAAUAACCUGGCCGCCAAACGUUCCCGUGACGCCCGCCGUCUCAAAGAAAACCAGAUCACAGUGCGCGCCUCUUUCCUGGAGCGGGAGAACGCAGUGCUGCGACAGCAAGUGGCAGAGAUGCGGAAAGACUGCGGUCGCUGCAAGAGCAUUGUGGCCCGCUAUGAGGCCAAGUACGGCUCGCUGUAAAGACCUGGUAAAAAUCAACCAAGUAUCAAUCUGACAAAAGCAGAACUUCCUACCCCGCAGAAUUCAACACAGACACAAACACACAAGGGAAAUCUAAAUUUGCACUCUUGCUGACCUCCGGUCACUGUGUCGAGCUGCAGUUGCGGGUCCGAACCUGACGCUGGAGUGGCGGCUACACACUGGGGCUGGGCUGGGAGCGGGUGGUCAUGGGAAGGUCUGUGGAGAGCGCCUGGCUCCUUCACUGAGAGGAAGGCAAUGACACUCCCCCGGACAGAGACAAAUGGAAAAUAUGGUUGGUCUUGAGAUACUUUCAAGGAAGUCAGGAAAUAUGAAAAUGGUAGGCUUAUAACACAGAAGUCACACAAAUCAUUUUUUUUUUAAUCACUGCAUAGCACUUCUUUCCGUGGACCAAAGCAUGAGUGCCAUCAGUUGUGUAUUUAGAAUGGUGCCCACUCACCACACUUUUCCUUGUGUCGUGUAUACAUUUGUGUCUAUAAUUCCUUUUCAUUCUCAAGAAGGAUGUAGAGGCUGAGACAGAAGAAGAAUGGAGUAGAAAUCAGGUACUUGGACCUGGAAGGAGUGGAAGCAAUAACCUCAGGUGGUGGAGGAGCGGUUGCAGUGAAUCUGUUUAGUUCUUCUGUCAACACACACACUAUAUGAGUAGUCAUCUCCAGUGUGUAUUCCAUUGUUGCACUUUUUCUUAGAAGACUCGUGGUUGCAAGUACCUUAUUAUCACUGUGGGAGAGACGGUAGCUUAAUAGAAAACAUGCAUAAAGCGCUCGUACUCAGCUUCCCGAGCUUCAUAAAAGAUUUGAUUCAAAAUAUGGCCUUUGAGUCAAUUCCCAAAUGUAUAGGUUUGAAGGUAUUUAGGGCCCUCCUUUUGCGGAGGGGUAUGUAUGUAGGGAUGUUUAUUUUACUACACUCUGCAGGUAGAGGGAGCUUGGAGCCCUCACCUUCCCUUAGUGUUGUGAUGGCUGGAUUGUUCUUAAAAAAAAAAAAAAAAAAAAAAAAAAAACUUGAGUCGUCCACAAAGGCGGUGACUUCAAACCCUGUAAAUAAAUAAAUGAUCGUCUGGAGGUCUUUAUAUCCUAAAACAGGGAUUUUGACUGUGUCUUCAUAAUCCAAUGCUAUUCCUACAAAUAGUCAGUGAGUGCUGUAUUCAUUAUGAUGGUAAUAAUGCAUCCGUUGAUUUUGAUGUACAAGAAUAUGUCAGAUUCUUUAUAUCCAUUUGAGGAAAACGUGUCUAAUGAAAACCAAUGACUAAGCAGGGACUCCAAUGCGUUAACUGUGUUUGUUUUUAAAAACAGAGUCAUCGUUAUAAGCGAUACUUUGUGUCCAUUCAAUAUAUACAUACAGUAUGUGUGUGUCUAACACACAAAGGGCAGGGUAUACUCUUACCUCAUCCACCACUUCUUGGUUUAAAAAAAGAAUUGAACAGGUGAUGGUUGGAGCACAGAACACGUACAGUAAAUGCAGCGUAUAGUUCUGUUUGGCAAAACAUCAAGUCCUAUUUUUAUUUUUUUUUGGGAGUUGUCAGACUGGCUGGCUGUUUUAUUUAGUAAGUACAUUACAGACUGUUAUAAGACUCCGGUGUCUUCUACAGAUGCUGAGUUUUUUUUUUUUUUUUUUGGGUGAUUGGUGGGCUUGUGCUCCAAUUGUGGCAAUAAUAUCCCGUUAUAUAUUGCUUGUUUGAUUUCGGUGGUAUUGUGUGUAAAACUACCAUGGGGUUUUUUUUAAAGAUGAAAUGCCCCAAAGUUUUCUCUGUGCUUCCAAUUUGAUCCUCUGUAGUCUAGGAUCCUAAUGCAUGAAACCCAGUGUACUUUGUCUUCUAUCAAUGUCUUGACUAUUCUACACCAAGUGUACUUAUGUCUGUAAAGCAUCACUGAAGAGCAGACAUGCUUCUGAUGGGCGUAUUAAUGCAGAGCAUCUGUAUUAUGAUGUUAUGACCCGUAUAAGAAUGCCAGCCAUCUGAGUGCGGUCCGCUUGAUUUACUCUUGGGGCAAACAUCAAACAUCCGCUGAAAAUGGCAUCUUUUGAUCACUGUGUGGAUUAUUUCCUAUGAAUUACAAAUUGAUCCAUAUGUAGAUUCACUGGAUCAGUUGGUGCUUAAGCGUUUUCUUGAUUGUUUCAGUUUCAAGAGGGUGAAGUAUAACAGACAAUUCUUAUUUCGAGAGUUUAUUUUGCAUUGACAUUCAAACAAAAUAUGCACUCCUGUUCAUGUGUCAGUACAGCCAGUGAGUUUUAAAAUUAAAUUCAAAGAGGUGUGCAUACUUCUGACAAAGCCCCUAGAGAAUAUUUUCGAUCAUUUACUGGGGUAGGUCAGUAUGUAGCAUUUAUUUAUUUAUUUUUUAAUUGCUGCGAAGCAACCAUGUGAAACCAGCUUAAAGAUAACAGAUACACACUGUCAUAUGAAACAAAUUCCCAAUUCUAUGUAGUAUUAGUCUGCUCCACUAAGAACAAAAAGAGCAUUAACGUGUGGUUGAAAAAGUUCCACUUCUAAAGUGUGCUGCACUUGCACCACUAAACACGUGCAAGCUCUUGUAGUUUUAUUUGUGGCUACUGCAUCUUUAUUUGAUGUACAACACAAACUAAAACAUUGUUUUUCAUGUUUAGUAAUGUGCAUGUAUAAGAUAUGCUCCUCAGUGUAAAACUUAAAUUGUCAAGCACAAACCCCAUUUAACAAUGUUUUUUUUUUUCUUUACCCCUUGGUGAUGCUAAUGUGUACAAUGGAAGGUAAAGGUAAAUCAGCCCUGUUUAGUUCUUAAACGGCUUAGUUUUUCUCCGCAUCACUUAGACUUGUUCGCUAUUUGAAGCAGCUACAACUCUAUAAUACAGAAAAACUAUUUAAUGGUAUCAGGACAUUUGAAGAUUUUAUUUGGAUUUUUUGGUGUUUUGCAUUACUUUGUUUCUAUAAAAAUGAUUGUUUUUGUAUGGUCCUAACCAUGUAUGGAUACAUGACACUGCAUAGUCCUGUAUCAUGUAUCAUGCAUAAAAAAUAAAUCAAGUUGUAAAGACAAA
Molecule: messenger RNA, 4813 nt
Organism: Phyllopteryx taeniolatus (common seadragon)
Lineage: Eukaryota; Metazoa; Chordata; Actinopteri; Syngnathiformes; Syngnathidae
Gene: tefb
Product: TEF transcription factor, PAR bZIP family member b
Exons: 4
Coding region: 530-1795 (421 amino acids)
Biological process (GO): regulation of transcription by RNA polymerase II
Cellular component (GO): nucleus
Molecular function (GO): DNA-binding transcription factor activity, RNA polymerase II-specific; RNA polymerase II cis-regulatory region sequence-specific DNA binding
Source: RefSeq, a predicted model, not a curated record